This is a messenger RNA of Musa acuminata AAA Group (dessert banana), 1580 nucleotides long. Its product is annotated as protein MIZU-KUSSEI 1-like. Gene Ontology annotation, biological process: hydrotropism. The record is from RefSeq and is a predicted model, not a curated record. The coding region runs from base 571 to 1353 and encodes 260 amino acids. Lineage: Eukaryota; Viridiplantae; Streptophyta; Magnoliopsida; Zingiberales; Musaceae. The transcript has a single exon.
UGGAAUCACAAGCGACACAGGGUUCUACGUAUGAAGCCACGCAGAACAUCCAUGGAUUAUGUGAUCGUUUUGGACAUUUGGUUGCUCUCCCUGAGGAACGUCGUCCCACCCCUGUCAUAUCAGAAAACAGAGGAAGAAGGAAAACAGAGGUCGGUCGAUGCUCGUUCGUGAUGGCCUGGUCAACAAUGUUGGGUCAUCGACUGCACCUGGACCGGACUCUUCUCCGUGCACCUGCCCCAAGGUUGGUCACGGACCGUCCCCUCGUCAUCUCUCCUUCGGUCACCGUUCUUUUCUCUCUCCGUUGUCUGCCAUGCAGGUUUCUCUGGCUUCGUCGCCUGCGGCUGUUGUCAGUGUUCUCCAGUCACCCCAUGGUAUUGAAGGGCUGAAGAAGUGGCUGACGAGAAGGACUAGAAGCAUGGAAUAAAUGAGCCCAUUGUCCGAAAGCAGACGGACACAGGCAGGGAAUCUGCAUUCUCUCCUCCUUGUCUUUGCUCUUCGAUCGUCGCCACUGGUUGCCGUGCUGUCUUUACCUUGUCGCCCUCUCUCGUUGUCGCUUUGUCUCUCCCACCGAUGAGGACCAUCAUGGCAAGCAGCCCCCACGAGCCCUCCUUCUCCUCCUCCAAGAGACACUUCCAGUGGAGAGGUGGAAAAGGAGGUGACGAAAAGAAGCGAGGAGGGAGGGUGGAAGGGGAGACGCUUGAGGUCUCCAUUGCCACCUCAUCAUCACCGUUCUCUUGUGAUGGUGACGCGCCACUAGCAAGGAAGAAGGGCUCGACCUCCUCGGCGGCGGCGGCGGUGGCGGUGGCUGUUUCGAGGUUCCGGGCGGUGCUGACUGCGGCAUUUGUGGGCAGGCAUCGACCCGUGGGCUUGGGGCCCCGUGUGACGGGCACGCUAUUCGGCCAUCGCCGCGGCCACGUCCACUUCGCGUUCCAAGUCGACCCCCGGGCCUGCCCGGCGGUGCUAAUCGAGCUGGCGACGCCCACGGACACGUUGGUGAGGGAGAUGGCGUCGGGGCUGGUGAGGAUCGCGCUCGAGUGCGAGCGACGUGCGGGCGGCGGAAAGAAGCUGCUGGAGGAGCCGCUGUGGCGUGCGUACUGCAACGGAAAGAAGUGCGGCCACGCGGUGCGCCGCGAGUGCGGGCCGGCCGAUUGGAGAGUUUUACAGGCGGUGGAGCCGGUGUCGACUGGCGCCGGUGUGCUCCCGGGCGGCGACGGCGUCGCCUGCGGGGACGUGAUGUACAUGAGGGCGAGCUUCGAGCGGGUGGUGGGAUCCAGCGACUCGGAGGCCUUCUACAUGUUGAAUCCUGAUAACCAAGGCGGCCCUGAGCUCAGCAUCUACCUGCUUAGAGUCUGACAUUUGUGAGAGGCGGCCGAGAAAGUUGGUCGAUCCGGUGGUCGUUUGGCGAUUCCUGUCCCUGUUCUCCUCCUCGAUCAUCUGUGUCACCUUCCUCUUCUGCCCUGUGGAGGGGUGGUUUUACCAGACUAACGAUAGAACCUAGUCUCAUGCUUCUUCUUCUUCUUCUUCCUCGUCGUCGUCGUCGUCGUGAUCUUUUCUCCUCCGUAUAUCCUUCACGACUACAC